UCAACGUAUCAUUUUUUACGAAAUCGUAAGCGGCAUCUAUUUUUGUCAGGCAGAUUUUAUUUUUCUCUCUUUUUUUUUGUUCUAACAAUGCUUCCUGUUUGAAUUUGAGUGAUAACAGUAUACCAGAGACUGGAAGUGAUAUAGAUGAGCGAUGGGGCUCGCUGAAGAAGAAGUUUUGAUCAGAGAUGACUCUGGUCUCUUGCUUGAUGUAGGUGACACACGGGUACCAAAGUCACAAGAAUGGACGAAAAAGCUCACAAAGACUAUCUGUCUUUCAUUAGGAUUUCUUGUCCUCGGUUUGUGUGUGGCUAUUCCUGGUCCAACAUUACUUGACCUUGAAGAUCAGGUCAAGGCCACAACAUUUGAAAUGAUGAUUGUGUUUGCCUCAAGGUCACUGGGUUACCUGCUUGGAGCACUUCUAGGUGGAGUCCUGUUUGACUGCUUUGACAAACAGCUCCUGUUGUUCUGUACUUUACUGGUGUCUUCUGUAGCAACAGUGGCCAUUCCAUGGAGUCUGACAUUGGUUGUCAUGGCAACAAUGUUUGCCUUGCAAGGAAUCACCAUGGGAGCACUUGAUACUGGUGGCAAUGUGUUCUGUAUCCAGCUUUGGGGCAAGAAGAAUCCACCAUACAUACAGACGUUACAUUUCGCUUUUGGAAUAGGAGCAUUUGUUGCGCCGCUGCUGGCAAAACCAUUCCUCUCCCACGGGGGUGUAGUUACAAAUACAUCCAGUAUUGUUCAAGGAAAUAUUCCUGUGGCUCCAUUCUUGACUAAUCAGCUACAUGUACAUCCAAAUAUAACAAAAAGAUCACCAGAAUUUUCAUAUCUUCAUUUUAACAAACUUAAUACUGAUUUACAAGAACUUGUACAUGGAAAGGAGGAAGGCUGGAAAAGAAACAAGCGUGCUGGAAACAGUGCCAAAUUUUAUGUAAUAGAAGGUGAUCAUGACUUAACUAUAAGAAAAGACAUUUUUAGAAAUAGUAAAAUACGAUUUAAAAGACAGUCUGGAGAUGAUGAAGGAGGUUAUAGUGGAUGGUGGAAAUGGAAAAGAUAUGUAUCAAAGAGAGAUACAACAAAUGGUAAUCCAGAUGAUCCAGUUUUAGGAACGACAACAACACCAAAGGCAGAUGAUGCUAAAAAGCCAGUUGAAAGUCCUGUUACUCCAAUCAAUGAUGAGGCUAAGGAAGCAGGAACAGGUCCUGGUCAUGCUGAUACUGAAGCUACUAGUACAGGAAGUACUGCAGACAAUGUUUAUGAAAAUAAAAAAGAAUCUGAAAGUUUAGUUCCAGAAACCUCACAAAAUAGUGAAGAUUUGAGUACAAGUUCUGAUGAAGUUGUCAAUAAAAAUGUGUCAGACACUUUCAAAGCUAAAAGUAAUAUCUCAGUAAUGCCAAAUGGUACUAAUGGUGUCACCAGCACAGAAAUGAACACACUUAUAACUACACAAUCCACAACAACUGAAGUUAAAUUUCAUAAACCAAGUGCAGCUACCGAUACCAAUAGAGAACCAGCAACUGCGGAUGGUAAAGUUAUUCACAAACCUAAAAUACCUGCAAACACAGGUGGUGAAAGUGAAUCAGAUUCAGGAUCUGUGAAGGAAGAAGUGAGCACUACAGCACCAGGCAUAAGUAAUAAUUCUAAAGCAGAAAAUAUCUCACAGUUAUCCAGUAACAACAGUGGCGGGGCAAGUGCUAUGAAUAUAUCAAAUAUUUCUUCAACAUUGAAGCCAAAGAAUUCUUCAGAGGCAACAAAUAACAAGAGUACAGAAACAGUCAGUCCAGAUGGAACUAUCAAGUCAAGUAUAAAGCCAAACACUACUACCAUUCUAGCUACAAAAUCAACAACAAAGAAACCAACCACUACUACAACACCACCACCACCAACUACAACAACAACACAAACUACAACUCCAUCAACGACAACAACACAAACUACAACAGCUCCAUCGACAACAACGACAACUACCCAAAAAACAACAACAACAGAGACAACAACAACAAGAAUAGUGACAACAACAGAAAAACUUACAACAACAACUGUGAAAGUUACUACACCAAAGAAGCCAACACCACCACCAGCAACACAGGAAAAAGCAACUGAGUCUAGUACAAAGAAAACAACAGCAUUGAAUCAGCCUACAGAACACAAUGACAAAAACACAAAUACGACUGUCAGCCUAGUUACCACAACACCAAAAGUUUCCAGUACCAGUUCAUCUGUCACAGUGGUCUCUCUGACCACCAAUUCUACACUUUCUGAUGAUAAACUGAGUACCACUGAAGUCUCAAUGAAACCAGAAUCUACUGUAGACAGUUUUCUAAACAAUGCAAUUCAUGCAGUGAAGAAUAUUUCCAAAAUACAGUUUGCCUACCUAAUUACAGGUUUAGCAUUAUUUCUGAUUGCAAUCUUGUUCUUAGUGCUGUAUUGCAAAGACAAGAGACGUUUAACACCAGGUAGAGAUUUUGAGGAACUUGAAAGAUUCCGAUCCCCUGUAACAAGUGCUAAAGCUGUAUUGAUUGUGUUACUAGGCGUGUUCUUUUUCUGCUACAUGGGAUUGGAAGUAACAUUUGGAGCUUUGGUUACUACAUUUGCUGUAGAUUUCAACAAGUGGCCGAAGGAGCAAGGUGCUAUGGCAGCAGCCAUAUUUUGGGGUUCAUUGGCAACUGGGCGGGGUCUUUCAAUCUUCCUGUCGAAGUGUUGUGGGCCCAGGGUCAUGUUGAUUAUUGACUUGAUAUUUAUGAUAAUUGGAGGAUUAGUGCUAUCUAUAGGAAUUCAUGUCUAUGAUAAACUGUUGUGGCUGGGAACGUUGAUUCUUGGCCUUGGAAUGUCGUCUGCGUUUCCUGCUGGAAUAUCCUGGGCGGAGAACUACUUCCAUCUCACUGGAAAAUCCACAGCCGUUUUUGUGAUAGGAUCGGCACUUGGUCAAAUGAUUGUCCCAGUUGUUACAGGUUAUCUGUAUGAAAACUUAGGUGCCAUUGUUCUAAUGUAUUCUAGUCUAGUUUUAAGCAUAUUGUCUCUUGUGAUUUUCAUAUUAAUGCAAUGCGUGGCAGUGGGAAGAGGAAUAACUCUGAAAGUACAGGAGAGAAAUGGGUUUCUUCCCCUUGAAGAUGAUGAUGAUGAAAAUUUAGAAAUGGAUGACUUAAUUCAUUUUGAUAAAUCUCAAGCAAGAUCACGACAUGAUAAAAGAGGGGGAGGUAAUGCAGAGUAUCAUACCUUGAUAUCUGAUCUGGACGAUGAUUAAAAUAUUCAUAUGACUUUAUUGUAAAUGUAUAAUUUUGUACUUGUAACACAUUAUGAAAUAUUGGUUCUUGUUGUAUUAGUAUUGUUAAAUAAUUUGACUUUUUGUUACACAAAAUCAUUGAAAUUUGAUUGGUCAGUAGAGAUUAUGUGGCCACAGCUUAUAUAUUGGUAAAAUUCUGUGUUUUACCAUAGUUAUUUUCUUCACUGAUUUAUGAAAUGUUGUUGAUUUUUUACCAGUAAAAUUUAUUGCUGUUGCCUCUGGUAUAUUUAUAACUUUUAAGCAAUCUUUUAAUGUUGAAACUGGUUAAAUUUCACAAAUUAUUUGAGCUGUUAAUUGUUUUACUCAAAAGAAUGAUUAGUACAGUAAUCAAAAUAAUGUUAAAACAAAAUUCGACAUAAUAAAACAGCGAAUUUUUUUUUGAAAAUUGCCAAAUUUGUCAGGAGUAGUUGAAAGGUCAAGGUCACACUUAGGGGUCAAAAGUCAAAAGUUGAUGCAGUUUCUCUUGUCUUGGCUGUAACUUAGCCAUGGAUGAAGAUGUUCUUAAAUAUCUUGGCAGAAAUGUUUGCCACAAACUAAUGCAAAUAUUGAAUUGGAACUUCCCCUUUUGAACUUAUAAACUUCUGGUUAAAGUUUUGCAUGCAAGUUACUCCAAAAUUGAUGCAGAUACUGGAUUGAAACUCUAUAGAUAUUAUAAAAUUUAGGGUAAUAUUCCUGCUUCUGGUACAACAAUUUGAUUAUUCCAGCAUUUGGACAGCUCUUGUUUCUUUUUUCAUAUAAUUACCUCCCAAAAAAGAUUUCCUGAACUGAGCAUAUGUUGGUAUCAUGAUAGGGUCAUUUUGAGGGUUACCAUACCUGUACUUAUGAAAAGUUUGUUAAACAUGAAUGAUUGUAAAUAUUUUAUUUGUUAUUGCAUAUGUAGUGCUUCAAUAUAAUUUUGUAGCAAUAUUUCUGUGUUCAGAUAGUUCUAUAUUUUCUGUGCCUUCAGCAAUCUGGUUCUUAUGUAUUAGUGUAUGUAGGGGCAAUAUAUUUGUUUGUUUCUUCUUUGAUUUUCAUAUUAAUAUAUAAUCAUGUAUAACAUGAUAGCUUAUGUAAAUGUAAAUAAAUGAGCCGCGCCAUGAGAAAAGUAACAUAGUGCAUUUGCGACCAGCCUGCACAUCCAGAAAAACCAUUAGCAAACAGCAUGGAUCCUGAACACUGUGCAGAUGCGCAGGCUGGUCUGGAUCCAUGCUGGUUGCAAACGCACUACAGUAUGUUGGUUUUCUCAUGGCGCGGCUCAAUUAUGUUAUUUGCUACUUAAAUUAGUUUGUAGAUGCUGAGAGAAACUUCACACAAUAGUUGUGAUGAGACUAUAAUGUUUCAUUGUUCACGUAAUAAAUACCAGCCUACAGUCACAUAAGUUCUUACAAAGUUAAAAUAGGAUUGUAAAAACAGUACUGUAAAUUCUGGUAUUUUCACGUGGACUUUAUUCAGCAGUUUAUUAUACGCCCAAAGGGACGUAUUAUGUUAUGGUCCCGGUGUCCGUCCGUCUGUCCGAGCCCACGAAUGAACAUUUGUUGGGUACAGAGAACAAUAGGUAACAGUAAAUUUUAUUCAUUCCGUAAUGUUUUUGGGGUACUUUUUGUCGCUUAUUGGGUACUUUUUAAUAAAAGAAAUACCCAAUAAAGGUCCAUCUGUGGGAUCUUCCGUCCGUCCGUUAGCAAUUUCGUGUCCGCUCUGUAACUCUUGAACCCCUUGAAGGAUUUCAAAAAAACUUGACACAAAUGUUCACCACACCGAGACGUCAUGCAGAGUGCAUGUUUUGGAUGUCUCAUUUCAAGGUCAAGGUCACACUUAGGGGUCAAUGGUCAUAUGAGUGUGUUUCGUGUCCGCUCUGUAACUCUUGAACUGCUUGAAGGAUUUUGAAGAAAAGUGGCACAAAUGUCCACCACACUGAGGCGACGUGCAGAGUGCAUGUUUUAAUGGAAUCGCUUCAAGGUCAAGGUCACACUUAGGGGUCAAAGUUCAUAUAUGACUGCUUUGUAUAUAUUGCUAUGCAUUGCAGUGCUCUUGUUUUUAUUUGGCAGAUCCCUUUUUGUUCUUUUACAAUAAAUUUUUUUGGAAUUACUUCCCUUUUUGGUUACUAUGUAUAGCUUAUUUUGAAACUUUUUUUAUUAUUGGCUGUAGGGAAAAACCGAGACCACUUUUCUGUGGUACAACAUGGAUGGUACAUCCAAUUUUUAGCUCAUCUGAUUUUUUGAAAAAAAAUGAUGAGUUAUUGUCAUCACUUGAGCGGUUGUCGGCGUCGGCGUCGGUGUCGGCGUCGGCGUCUGCGUCGGCGUUGCCUGGUUAAGUUUUAUGUUUAGGUCAGCUUUUCUCCUAAACUAUCAAAGCUAUUGCUUUGAAACUUGGAAUACUUGUUCACCAUCAUAAGCUGACCCUGUAUAGCAAGAAACAUAACUCCAUCUUGCUUUUUGCAAGAUUUUUGGCCCCUUUUGUACUUAGAAAAUAUCAGAUUUCUUGGUUAAGUUUUAUGUUUAGGUCAACUUUUCUCCUAAAGUAUCAAAGCUAUUGCUUUGAAACUUGGAAUACUUGUUCACCAUCAUAAGCAGACCCUGUACAUCAAGAAACAUAACUCCAUCUUGCUUUUUGCAAGAUUUAUUGCCCCUUUUGGACUUAGAAAAUCAGUUUUCUUGGUUAAGUUUUAUGUUUAGGUCAGCUUUUAUCCUAAACUAUCAAAGCUAUUGCUUUAAAACUUGCAACACUUGUUCACCAUCAUAAGUUGACCCUGUACAGCAAGAAACAUAACUCCGUCCUGCUUUUUGCAAGAUUUAUGGCCCCUUUUGGACUUAGAAAAUAUCAGAUUUCUUGGUUAAGUUUUAUGUUUAGGUCAACUUUUUCUCUUAAACUAUCAAAGCUAUUGCUUUGAAACUUGCAACACUUGUUCACCAUCAUAAGCUGACCCUGUACAGCAAGCAACAUAACUCCAUCCUGCUUUUUGCAAUAAUUAUUGCCCCUUUUGGACUUAGAAAAUCAUUUUCUUGGUUGAGUAUUAUGUUUAAGUCAACUUUUCUCAUAAACUAUCAAAGCUAUUGCUUUAAAACUUGCAACAGUUUUUCACCAUCAUAAGUGGACACUGUACAUCAAGAAACAUAAUUCUAUCCUGCUUUUUGCAAGAAUGAUGGCCCUUUUUAGACUUAGAAAAUCAUGGGUAGGACAAUAUUUCUAUUGCACAAAAAAAAUCAGAUGAGCGUCAGCACCCGCAAGGCGGUGCUCUUGUUAGAUGUAUUUUGACAUAACUUUACCUGGUAAGAAUUUUUUUGUGGACUUGGAAAUUUUUUUUUUUUUGAAUUUCUUCUUUUUGUUGUUCCUGUCCUUUGGGCUUCAGCAGUCAUGUUCUUUAAAUUUUCCCAUCCUGUGAUGUAACCCUUUGGGCGUAUAUUGCCCCGCUUGGCGGCGCUCUUAUUGAUAGCAGCCUCAGUCCUCUUGUAAAGAGUUCAUGUUGCAGUAGUUUUUGUAACAUGCAGAAGCAUGUCCAUUUGGAUAACAUUCAGAUAUAUAUUGUCAGACAAUACAGGAUAUUAGUGUAUAAGGGAGAUAAUAAGGUUUUGAACUUAUAGCUAUCUUGUUUCACAGAAAAAUGGAAAAAUAUCUGUCGAAUAGAAUUUUCUUCAUUUAUUUUAUCAUCUAGAAAGAAAUUACCAGAUGUGCAUUUAAGAAUAAAAUGAAGUUGUCUAAUUUGGUUUAUCUAGAGAACAGUAAGUUACAUUAUUUCACAUAAGUUUUUAUAAGCUAUAGACAAGAUGUGUUUAAAUAUGUGUGAGAGUGAAUUAAUCCGAAUUGUGAUUCAGAGACUGUGGACCAGCUGUAGAGCAAGUAUGAUGUGGAUAUGUUAUACUUCACUAGCCCUGGUAUGUUCUUUAAUAAGGCGUAUCAGAAAACAACAUGCCAUCAUACAACAGUAACAUAUGGCAAUUGCAGGGAAACUAAAUUCUGCAAUUCAGCUUAUUUUUAUAGACCAGCAUAUACUUCACAUACAUAGACUUGUAAUAUAUGUACCUCUAAAAUAGAAAUGCCUCUCUUACAUUAUUUUUUAUAUAAUUUCUUGCAAAUGCACUAGUUUUGUAUACUUUUGGUAAUUGCCAUGGAUUCGUAGCCAGAUAUAUUCAGUUUUAAUGUUCAUAAAACUAGAACACUAGAAAGAAUCUGUACAAUUUGCAGAAAAAUAUUUGUUACUGUUAUGUAUUUAUUUUUCUCCAGUCUACUUUCCCUUUUUUGUCUGGCUAUAUAUAACCUGUAGAUAGUGUAAGGGAAAAUAACUUAUUGGAAAUAUUUAUGAACAGUCACUUGCUGUAUAAGAACAUGUUUUGUUCAUGAAUAGAACUUAAAACAAUAAUUUCAGUUCAUUUAUUUUUUAAACUACAUAUACAUAGAAUAUAAUUAUUUUUUUGUGUUCAGAAAUUUAUGUAUUUUUACUACAGGAGUUCAUGCUUUAACCACCUGCUCUUUCUGUUCUUGUUAAGCUUUGAUAUUGAGAUUUAUAAAAUGGAUUGGUCCAUCAUUUAGUUUUGGCAGUACCACUUAUGAUUCAAAGGGGUGUUCACUGAAAAUUUACUGACUGAAUAACACACAGUGAAGUCCAAGAUCAGCCUGCACAGAAACUUGGAUGCUGAUGGUCUGCACUCGUCUCAAAGGCAAAAUCACUUGGCAGUAGGCAUUGAUGGCUCAAGCACUCUGGUCAACUCAAGCACUCGGAUUGACUAAAGCAAUUUAGGUGGUCUGUGGUCAUUUUCUAUUAUUUGAUGGCUCAAAACUCUGUAUAACUUUUGCCCAUCCCAUAACAAUAUUUUUUAUAGCUAUUUUCUUCAUUGACUAUGAAAUCUUGUUGUUUUUUGUUUGCAAUCUUAGUGACAAUCAUGAAUAAGUCUCAUGAUGUCCCAAACUGGCAAUAUUGAUGUGCCAAACACUGUCUGUGAUUGUAGUGUGACUGGUUGCCAAAGUAACUGGUUUGUCAAAGCAAUUGGUUUGCCACUGUGAUUAUACUAUCGCUAGUUGACACUGAUAAUGAUGUCAUAGUGUGAAUGGUUGCAGCUGUGAUGAUAGUGUGAAUGGUUUCCAAAGUGACCGGUUGCCACUGUGAUUAUUGUGUGACUGGUUGCCACUGUGAUUAUUGUGCGACUGGUUGUCACUGUGAUGACAGUGUGACUGGUUGCCACUGUGAUUAUUGUGUGACUGGUUGUCAUUGUGAUUAUUGUGUGACUGGUUGUCACUGUGAUGACAGUGCGACUGGUUGCCACUGUGAUUAUUGUGUGACUGGUUGCCAGUGUGAUUAUUGUGUGACUGGUUGUCAGUGUGAUUAUUGUGUGACUGGUUGUCACUGUGAUGACAGUGUGACUGGUUGCCACUGUGAUUAUUGUGUGACUGGUUGCCACUGUGAUUUUUAGCUCACCUGUCACAAAGUGACAAGGUGAGCUUUUGUGAUCGCGCGGUGUCCGUCGUCCGUCCGUCCGUGCGUAUGUCCGUAAACUUUUGCUUGUGACCACUCUAGAGGUCACAUUUUUCAUGGGAUCUUUAUGAAAGUUGGUCAGAAUGUUCAUCUUGAUGAUAUCUAGGUCAAGUUCGAAACUGGUUCACGUGCCAUCAAAAACUAGGUCAGUAGGUCUAAAAAUAGAAAAACCUUGUGACCUCUCUAGAGGCCAUACAUUUCACAAGAUCUUCAUGAAACUUGGUCAGAAUGUUCACCUUGAUGAUAUCUAGGUCAAGUUCGAAACUAGGACAUGUGCCGUCAAAAACUAGGUCAGUAGGUCUAAAAAUAGAAAAACCUUGUGACCUCUCUAGAGGCCAUAUAUUUCACAAGAUCUUCAUGAAAAUUGGUCAGAACGUUCACCUUGAUAAUAUCUAGGUCAAGUUCGAAACUGGGUCACGUGCCAUCAAAAACUAGGUCAGUAGGUCAAAUAAUAGAAAAACCUUGUGACCUCUCUAGAGGCCAUAUUUUUCAUGGGAUCUGUAUGAAAGUUGGUCAGAAUGUUCAUCUUGAUGAUAUCUAGGUCAAGUUCGAAACUGGGUCAUGUGCGAUCAAAAACUAGGUCAGUAGGUCUAAAAGUAGAAAAACCUUGUGACCUCUCUAGAGGCCAUAUAUUUCAUGAGAUCUUCAUGAAAAUUGGUCAGAAUGUUCACCUUGAUGAUAUCUAGGUCAAGUUCGAAAGUUGGUCACGUGCGGUCAAAAACUAGGUCAGUAGGUCAAAUAAUAGAAAAAUCUUGUGACCUCUCUAAAGGCCAUAUUUUUCAUGGGAUCUGUAUGAAAAUUGGUCUGAAUGUUCAUCUUGAUGAUAUCUAGAUCAAGUUUGAAAGUGGGUCACGUGCCAUCAAAAACUAGGUCAGUAGGUCAAAUAAUAGAAAAACCUUGUGACCUCUCUAAAGGCCAUAUUUUUCAUAGGAUCUGUAUGAAAAUUGGUCUGAAUGUUUAUCUGGAUGAUAUCUAGGUCAAGUUUGAAACAGGGUCAUGUGCGGUGAAAAACUAGGUCAUUAGGUCUAAAAAUAGAAAAACCUUGUGACCUCUCUAGAGACCAUACUUGUGAAUGGGUCUCCAUAAGAAUUGGUCAGAAUGUUCACCUUGAUGAUAUCUAGGUCAAGUUUGAAACUGGGUCACGUGCCAAAAAAACUAGGUUAGUAGGUCAAAUAAUAGAAAAACCUUGUGACCUCUCUAGAAGCCAUACUUUUCAUGGGAUCUGUAUGAAAGUUGUUCUGAAUGUUCAUCUUGAUGAUAUCUAGGUCAAGUUUGAAACUGGGUCAACUGCGGUCAAAAGCUAGGUCAGUAGGUCUAAAAUUAUUAAAAUCUUUUGACCUCUCUAGAGACCAUAUAUUUCAAUGGAUCUUCAUGAAAAUUGGUCAGAGUUUUUAUCUUGAUAAUAUCUAGGUCAAGUUCAAAACUGGGUCACAUGAGCUCAAAAACUAGGUCACUAUGUCAAAUAAUAGAAAAAACGACGUCAUACUCAAAACUGUGUCAUGUAGGAAGAGGUGAGCGAUUCAGGACCAUCAUGGUCCUCUUGUUGUGUGACUGGUUGCCAGUGUGAUUAUUGUGUGACUGGUUGUCAGUGUGAUUAUUGUGUGACUGGUUGUCACUGUGAUGACAGUGUGACUGGUUGCCACUGUGAUUAUUUUGUGACUGGUUGCCACUGUGAUUAUUGUGUGACUGGUUGCCACUGUGAUUAUUGUGUGACUGGUUGUCCCUGUGAUGACAGUGUGACUGGUUGCCAGUGUGAUUAUUGUGUGACUGGUUGCCAGUGUGAUUAUUGUGUGACUGGUUGUCCCUUUGAUGACAGUGUGACUGGUUGCCACUGUGAUUAUUGUCAGACUAUUUGCCAGUGUGAUGACAGUGUGACUGGUUGUCCCUGUGAUGACAGUGUGACUGGUUGCCACUGUGAUUAUUGUGUGACUGGUUGCCACUGUGAUGACAGUGUGACUGGUUGCCAGUGUGAUUAUUGUGUGACUGGUUGCCACUGUGAUGACAGUGUGACUGGUUGCCAGUGUAAUGACAGUGUGACUGGUUGCUGGUGUGAUGAUUAAAGUACAACACAUUUUCUGAUAAUAAAACAAAAUAUUUGGUUCACAAGUUCUUGCCCAAAAAAUAUAUAUCUCCAACAAGUUAGAAGAUUAUAAUCAUUAGCUCGACUAUUCGAAGAAUAAGUAGAGCUAACCUACUCACCACGGCGUCGGCGUCACACCCUGGUUAAGUUUUUCGUACCAGUCCACAUUUUGAAAAAAUCUUUUGAGAUAAAGCUUUGAAACUUUCAACACUUGUUUACCAUCACCAUGUCCAGUUGUAGGCAAAAGGACAUAACUCUGUCAAGCAUUUUGACUGAAUUAUAACCCCUUUUGACUUAGAAAUCUUGGUUAAGUUUUUCGUACCAGUUCGUAUUUUGACAAAGUCUUUUGAGAUAAAGCUUUGAAACUUUCAACACUUGUUUACCAUCACCAUGUCCAGUUGUUGGCAAGAGUACAUAUCUCCAUCAAGCAUUUUGGUUGAAUUAUUGCCCCUUUUUGACUUAGAAAUCUUGGUUAAGUUUUUCGUACCAUUCUACAUUUUGACAAAGUCUUUUGAGAUAAAGCUUUGAAACUUUCAACACUUGUUUACCAUCACCAUGUCCAGUUGUAGGCAAGAGUACAUAACUCCAUCAAGCAUUUGGGCUGAAUUAUGGCCCUUUUUGAACUUGGAAAUUGGUUCUGUUUUCAUAUAUGCCCAUGUUUUGUCAAGACUAUUUGACAUAUGACUUUUAAACUUUAAACACUUGUUUAUCAUUAUGAUUUCCAUCUGUAGGCAAGAGUACAUAACUCUGACAACUAUUUUGGCUGAAUGAUGGCCCUUUUUGGACUUUGAAAUUUUUGUCAAAACUAUUUGAACUGUGGCUUUGAAACUUUUAACACUAGCUAGUAUAUCAACAUGAAUUCCAUCUGUAGGCAAGUGUACAUAACUCUGUCAACUAUUUCGACUGAAUUAUGACCCUUUUUGGACUUGGAAAUUAGUUAAAUUUCUCAUACAAGUCCAUAUUUUGCCUAACAUAUAACUUAAUAACAUAUUUGCCAUCAUGGUCACACAUUGCCACUUAGUGCAAGACUAAUCGAAAUCCACAAAUACAGGAACAUUUUUUGUUUAAUCCAUUUUUUUCUUUUGUCUGAAAAUCUAUGGAAAUAUUUUGACCCCAUUCUUCAAUCAAUUCUUCGAAUAGUCGAGCGCGCUGUCAUCCGACAGCUCUUGUUGUUAUUGAAGUUACCUCCCUUUCAUUAAUGCUGAAAUGAUGUGGAUUAUACACCAGUCUUCUAUCCUUGAAUGUAUUCAUUAAUUUUGGAUUAAUAUGGAAGUUACAAACUUAAUUAAAAGCAGUUAAUGCAUUUGUGUAUGAGAGUUGUUUUGCAAAUUUACUAGUCCACCGAUUAAUUCACAAUUUCUGUAGCAAGAUUUUUCCUUGAUAUUUCUUUAAAUAUAAGACAAUAUCUUUGCUACUAUACAUUACUUUCAAGAACUCUAAACCUGGUUAUAACAUUGUUUUAAAGUUUUGAAAUAUCUCAGUAAGAUUUUUAUUUGUUGUCAAAAACAAAUUUUAGUGGGUAUUCCAUUGUAAAUUCAAUACAUUUUUUUUCUGGCAAAAUUCCACAUUUGACACAACUUGUUAUUGAAUGAAUGAAGCAUUCAGAUUAUCUUGAAAGGUAUAAUAUACACAUGUAAGCAUUGCACAAAGUUGUGAGAAAAAAAUCAGAUCUUUCAUGGCCAAAAUAUUACACAAGGAUUUUCCUAUGAAAAUUACAAUACAUCUUUGUCCGUGAAAAUGAAAUGAUUUAAAUUUUAUUUUAAAUUCUUAAAGGUUCUCGCCUACAGUUUGGGUGAACUUUUUCAGCAUGUUCACUUCCACCAUGUUUGGCAUAGAAUGUGUAUAUGACAUUAAAAAUUAUAAAGUGAGUGAAAAUAAAAGUUAGAUAUUGGUAAAAAUGCAAGAAGAAUGUUAAUUUUCUGCAUUAUUUCAAAAGCGUUGCAAUGGUUUACUACCUUCUGCACAAUAGUUUUUAUUUAUAAGAAUAUCUUGCAAAAAUCUUAUGUCAGUUUGUUUGUACCACCAGUCACUUGCAGAGUACUUUCUUAUUUUUUUUUUAUUUUUGAGAGAAAUUAUUUUUCACCUAAAAUGUGUUGGUUAGUCCCUUUAGUACAGGCCCUUUAGAAUGAUGAGUAAAUUGUAUCUAGGUUUUUAUCAAAUAAGAAAUCAGAAAAAAAUGGAUUAAACAGUAAGUAAAAUACUUAUGUCAAUGGAGACACUUGUAUAUAUAUAUAUAUAUAUAUAUAUAUAUAUAUAUAUAUAUAUAUAUAUAUAUAUAUAUAUAUAUAUGUUGAUAUAUCUUGUAUUAUUUUAUGUCUUUGCCAUAAUUUUCUUGUUGAUGAAUUAAAAAUUUUGUUAAUGGCAAACAGGAAAAUAUUUUUCCCAUUUGCUUUAUAACAAAAACUGAAUUUGAGUAAAUGUUUUAUAGCAAAGGUCAGGUAGGGGACACCUGUGAUAAACAGAACAGUAUAUAUUGUAAAGCAUGUGGUAAAAGCUGUUUCUUUAGUAAGCAGGAAGAUGUUUUAUUUUAGCUAUUUAUGCUUUGAUUUUUUUAUCACUUUACUGUAUGCAGUUUUCUUUCCUUUAUGAAUCGAGAGUCGUAGAAAGGCAUUCUGUAAGUACUGGUAAUACUUUAACCCUUGCCCUGCCAAAUUUCUAUAAUGAACUUGUCCAUCUUUCAGUUCGGACAAUUGUUAAAAGGGGUGUUUACCAAAAAAAUACUGACUAAAUGGCGAACAGUGCAGAUCAUGAUCAGACUGCACGGUUGUUCAGGCUGAUCUUGAUCUGCACUGGUCGCAAAAGCAGAAUCAGUCAUGUCCUAUAUGAUAGGGUUGAUAAGGGUUAAAUAUGGCCUCACUUUUUAAAAAUGAUGACAUGUCAAAUUUCUCAAAUAAAGAGAAAAAGUUCAAUAUUUUAUCCAGUGUUUGACCUCUAUCUGACCUUCAGAUUAUCAGUUUGUACAUGUAUGUUUUGAUACAAUAAUACAGUGAAGUAUAUGUUAAUGUGAUAUUGUUGUUACCGUUACUUAUGAUCUUCUAUAUACAGAUGUAAAUAGGUUAUUCUGUUGGGUAAGAUUUGACAGUAUUGUUGUUUAUGUUAAAUAUUGUAUUAGAAUUUGUCCUUACAAAGACUGAAGACAGGGUCCAUGCUUUCUACAUGAUAUUACAGCUUAUAGUCCUCCUGGUUGACCUUUAUCAGUAGUCUGUUGUUUGAUUUAUCAAUUUUUCAUAAAGUUCAGCUUUAUUUUGCAACAUGUUAGGUUAUACUUCAUUUUAAAAUUUCCCAGGGGCUGUUGUAGGAACUGUCUCUGUUGUUAAGAUAUCUUUAAUAGUGCAUGUACUUUUCCCUGUGUACAGUUCUUGCGUAUGAAAAAUUUGAAGAAAAAAAAUUCUUUUCCAAUGUUAACGAAAGAUUUACAAUGUUUCUUUUUUUGCUAAGAUAUCCUGAAAGAUUUAUAAGAAUUCACCUGGAAAUAAAGGGAAAAGUGAAAUCUUAAAACUUUCUGGUGUCCAAAAUGUCUUAAAUUUGAAUUGCAAAAAUACUCUAUCAGAAUCAUUUUUUGACAAAACUGUUAAGAGACAUUGUGAAAAUUAAAAAACUUUUAUUACACCUCAUAAGAAUGAAAUGGUAUAUGAAUAGUUUUGUCCUAAAAGAAAACCGCUUCCACUUAGCAGUUUAUGUAAAUGUCUUCAAAAUCUGAGUAUUUUAGAUUUAUGUAAAUGAAGCUGUUGACAAUUUGGCGUUUUUGACUCAUCUGAUCAAUGUUCAGAGUGAACUAUAAGUAUAGAUGGAUGAUCUGGUAUCAUUUCUACUUAAACAUCUUUUUCACUGAAACUAUUUGCUGGAAGGUAUGGUCUUUAAAGUUGCUCAGAGAAUUCCAUUCCUUGCAGAAUUUUUGGUUGUUAUGACAACCAAAUGGAAAAACUUAAAGAAAUCUUCUCAAAAACUCCAGGCCCUGGGAUCAAAAUUUGUCUCACCCGGGGUUCACUUGUUUAACUAGCCUUUAUACAAGAUUCUACUUAUCUGAAACCUCAAGCCUCCGAGCUUAGGUAUUUGGCAUGUAGCAUUGUGUUAAUAAGUUUGUUCAUGUUAUACCUCUCGGGUCAAAGUUGGCCCCGUGCGUGGAAAGAGAAUCUUAAAAAAUUUCUUGUGUAAAGCCUGAAGCCCUAGAACUUAGAUAUCUGGCAUGUAGCAUUAGUGUGUCUUGGUCUUUUAUCAGUUUUGUUCAAAUCAAACCACCAGGGUUAAAAUUGUCUCAGCCCAGGAGUCACAUGUUUUACAUACAUUGUAGACUUAUAUAAGAAAAACUUUCAGAAUGUCGUCUGAAGAUGCAAGACCAAGACAUUUGAUAUGUAGCAUCUCUAGUGGUCCUCUACCAUAUUCAUUAAGACCUAGCCUUUGGUGUCAAAAUUUGCCCUGCCCAUGGAGGUCACACAUUUUGUAUAGAUUUAUGUAGGAAAAUCUUUAAAAAUCUUCUCUCUAAAACACAAGGCCUUGAGCUUAUGUAUUUGGUAUAUAGCAUUGUGUAGAGGUCCUCUGCCAAGAAGUGGUGUACCCAUUUGAGUCGGGUGAGCGAUAAAGAUCCAUCGUGGCCAUCUUGUUAGGUGUUGCCUAUAAAUUUCAGGCACAUAAUAUUUUUGAAUUAUUCCCUGAUGCCAAAGAAUUGUAAGGACUGUGAUGUUUUGUUUAAAUUGAUCAACUGUAGAUUAAUUGCUUUCUUUGUUACCAUGGUGACCAGAUAUAAUAUGAUUUGCUUCUUGAACAUUUUCAGAAGAAGAAGUAAAACUUUUCAAAGAAGCUCAAAAUUUCUAUUGCCACUGCAGUCACAAAAUUACUUAGUUAUUCAUUUUUUAUACUUGAAGUUUGUUAUGCUGUAAAAAAUACAGUUUUUAGAGAAAAUCACCUCUCUCUUCAAUCUUUCAGUGGAAUUCAGAUGGAUAAUCUUGUUGUAAUUUGAAUUCUUUGUCUCGUUUUGCGUAAGAAAAUACUGUGCCACGACUGUUUCCGUUAAAUCUUUACUAUUAUACCUGUAAAUUUACUCAGAAUUCAUCUUAGAUAUUAGUUGUUUUAUAUAGCUUUUAAAGCUACAAGUUAAAACGCACUAGUUUUGUUUCUAUCUCAAAGUCAAUGUUUUGUUUUGGACUGAAAUUCCAGUUUGUACAAGGAAAUGUUAAGUACAAUGUACUAACAAUUUUGGUACAGAUGUACUUGUUAAAGGUAAAACAGCAGUAACUUGAAAUGAGGAUCAAAAUUUCAAUCAAAAUAUAUGUGCAAAAAAAAAGAUUUUAAAAGUUGUCAAGUGGAAAUAGAAGCCAAAACUAUCUAGUUAAAUUUUCAUAAUUUUAUUGCUUGUGGAAAAAUGUGGAAGCACUUUCUGCUGUGAAAGUUCCUCUUUAUAAAAAAGAUUGAAAACAAGAUAGAAAGUCAGGUUAGAGCAUUUGAAUAUAAUUAUGUCCUUUGACAAAAUAUUACACAUGAAUUAAUAGACACUUCUUUGUGGUAUUGUCCGUAUGUUGUAAGUAUAUUUAGUAUAUAUUGAAAAAUGAAACAAUUUUACACAUGUUUGCUAUAUGAGUAUCUGAAACAUUUUGCCUUUUUUUUUAGGAGAAUGUUUACUUCAGUUCUAUUUAUUUGUAUUUUUUUGCAGGGGUAUGGAAUAUUUAGGGAUACUAAAUACAUCAAUAAUUACGGAUUUAAUGUUAUUUUUGUGCAUUUAAAUGGUUUUAAUCUACUCCAUGAAUUGUACUAGUCAAAAAGAUCCACCUGUGUUAAUUUGUAGUUCACCUUCCUGAUGUAAGUAAGCUUUAUUGUAACUGUGUGAAACAGAAAGUUAAAGUGUUCAGUGUCUAGGUAGACAUACUAUCAGUAAUAGUUUUGUUACUCAGAAGUAAACAUUUAUUUUUUAUCUAAAGCUUCUGUAGUGCUUUAAGUCUUAUUUGAUUACAUUUAUUGAUGUAAGAAACAUUGAUUUUGAAUGUUAUAUUAAAUUAUGUUACAUACAAACA
Mercenaria mercenaria is the source of this 16808-nucleotide messenger RNA. RefSeq lists its product as uncharacterized. The coding region runs from base 152 to 3241 and encodes 1029 amino acids. Gene Ontology annotation, biological process: transmembrane transport. NCBI's taxonomy places the organism in Eukaryota, Metazoa, Mollusca, Bivalvia, Venerida, Veneridae. The record is from RefSeq and is a predicted model, not a curated record. The transcript is spliced from 4 exons.